This is a messenger RNA of Arvicola amphibius (Eurasian water vole), 2367 nucleotides long. RefSeq names its product serine incorporator 3 (gene Serinc3). Lineage: Eukaryota; Metazoa; Chordata; Mammalia; Rodentia; Cricetidae. The coding region runs from base 118 to 1539 and encodes 473 amino acids. Gene Ontology annotation, cellular component: membrane. The transcript has 10 exons. The record is from RefSeq and is a predicted model, not a curated record.
GGGCGGUCCCUGCUUCCGGCUUGAGAAAUCGUCGCGUUUCUGAGGCGACGCCUCAGCCGGCAGUUGGCCACCGCGCAGGGAGCUGCUCGGAGCGGUGGUCUCGGCCCCGGCGUCACCAUGGGGGCCGUGCUAGGCGUCUUCUCCCUGGCCAGCUGGGUUCCAUGCCUCUGUAGUGGAGCAUCAUGUCUGCUGUGCAGUUGCUGUCCCAUCAGCAAGAAUUCCACUGUAACUCGACUCAUUUAUGCUUCCAUUCUCUUCCUUGGCACUGUUGUGUCUUGCAUCAUGAUGACAGAAGGUAUACAAACUCAGCUAAAGAAGAUUCCUGGAUUCUGUGAAGAAGGAUUUCAAAUCAAGAUGCCUGAUAUGCUAAAGGCAGAGAAAGACUGUGAUGUGCUGGUCGGUUUUAAAGCUGUAUAUCGGAUCAACUUUGCUGUAGCCAUCUUUUUCUUUGCCUUCUUUUUGCUCAUGUUAAAAGUAAAAACAAGUAAAGAUCCCAGAGCCGCAAUACACAAUGGGUUUUGGUUCUUCAAAAUUGCUGCCAUUAUUGGUAUCAUGAUUGGAUCUUUCUAUAUCCCUGGGGGCCAUUUUACUUCAGUCUGGUUUAGUGCUGGCAUGUUAGGGGCCACUUUCUUCAUCAUCAUCCAACUGGUGCUCUUGGUAGACAUGGCUCACUCUUGGAAUGAAUUAUGGGUAAAUCGAAUGGAAGAAGGAAACCCAAGGCUCUGGUAUGCUGCUUUGCUGUUUUGUACAAGCUUGUUUUAUAUCCUUUCGAUCAUAUUUGCUGUGUUGUUCUACAUCUUCUACACCAAACCAGAUGGCUGCACAGAAAAUAAGGUCUUCAUCAGCCUUAACCUGAUUUUUUGUGUUGCUGUUUCUGUUGUAUCCAUUCUCCCCAAAAUUCAGGAACAUCAGCCUCGUUCUGGCCUCCUGCAGUCCUCCAUUAUCACUCUGUAUACCCUUUACCUCACCUGGUCAGCCAUGAUCAACGAGCCUGACCGUUCCUGCAACCCCUCUCUCAGGAGCAUCAUUACACACUUAACUUCACCCACUGUGUCUCCAGCAAAUUCAACUACUCUUGCUCCUACUUAUACUCCACCGUCACGGAGUGGACAUUCUAUGAAUUUGGAUGAUUUUGGGGGGCUGUUUAUCUUUGUUGUCUGCGUUAUAUAUUCUAGCAUCCGUACUUCAAGCAAUAGCCAAGUUAACAAGCUGACCCUCUCUGGGAGUGAUAGUGUUAUCCUUGGUGAUACCACCAAUGGAGCCAACGAUGAAGAAGAUGGACAGCCUCGUCGGGCUGUGGACAAUGAGAAGGAGGGGGUGCAGUAUAACUACUCCUUCUUCCACUUGAUGCUCUGCUUUGCUUCUUUGUACAUCAUGAUGACCAUAACCAGCUGGUACAGUCCUGAUGCCAAGUUCCAGAAAGUAUCCAGCGGUUGGCUACCUGUGUGGGUCAAAAUGGGCUCCAGCUGGGUGUGCCUCCUCCUUUACCUCUGGACUCUUGUGGCUCCACUCAUCCUCACAGGUCGGGACUUCAGCUGAGCUUCGGAGUGCCAAGGAUACUGCUAAAGCUGACAAAGCUCCUUUGCUGAAAACACAUAUCCCUUCUCGUUUCAUCAACUAAACUGUUAAGUGAACGCUUUACAAAUUUGGCUGUAUUCAUGUUUAUAUCAAAAGGCAAGAAAUGAAUAAUGCUUGAUGCAGAAUCUGAACUUUCAUAUAUAUAUAUAUAUAUGUGUGUGUGUGUAUACACACACACACACACACACACACACACACGUUUAUUUGUAAGGCUAUAGCACAAAGGGAACAUUUUGUGUUUUAGCGUGAACUGCAGCUGUGCUGUGAAGAGAGUUCUUUAUAAAGACCUGUAGAUUCCUACUUGGGUUUAAAAUGUAAGUUAGAAGAUUGUUGGAUAUUUGAGACAAUCUUUAAUAUAUUUCUAUUGCAGUCUCCUUAAAAACUAAAAAAGGAAUGCAUUAAUCCACAGUUCCCUCAGUAGAGGUCUUUGCUGAGUGACACAGGCACACUGUUUCUUCCAUUGGUUCUUCAGAGCUAGCAUCCUGGUUUGUGGAAAGGAAUUAUGGAUGUAGGUCCUUUCCCAGAAACAUGGCUGCUGAUGAGGCUGAGAGAAGGCUAUUGAGUUCCUUUACUUACUUUUUAUACUACACUGCUGCUUGAUAGAAGUCUGUGGCUUUGUCAGAUAUGUCAUCCCAGUAAAUGCUUUGUGGAUUUGAUUAACUGAAAGUUCACUUGGGAAAUGCUGCAGUGUUAUGUACUGAUCUUGUUAUAAGUGUGUAAAAGUCAGAGGCAUGUUAGUUUAUUACAUUUGCAUUAUAAAAGUACUUGAUUAAAAUAGAUAUUUAGUUU